Messenger RNA from Sorex fumeus (smoky shrew), 4760 nucleotides. It is a transcript of the gene ZDHHC20, whose product is annotated as zinc finger DHHC-type palmitoyltransferase 20. Gene Ontology annotation, molecular function: protein-cysteine S-palmitoyltransferase activity. The record is from RefSeq and is a predicted model, not a curated record. The coding region runs from base 14 to 1300 and encodes 428 amino acids. Gene Ontology annotation, biological process: peptidyl-L-cysteine S-palmitoylation; protein targeting to membrane; synaptic vesicle maturation. Gene Ontology annotation, cellular component: endoplasmic reticulum; Golgi apparatus. The transcript has 13 exons. NCBI's taxonomy places the organism in Eukaryota, Metazoa, Chordata, Mammalia, Eulipotyphla, Soricidae.
GCGGCCCCAUGGGAUGGAGGCUCGGGGCGGAACCGGGCGGGGCUCGGUGAGGGGACGGGACGCCGAGGCGCCGCAGACUUUGGAUCCGGCGGGCCCGGCCUUCGGGGCGGAGCAGCCGGGCCGGGCACCUGCGGCGGCGUCGGUGUCGGCGGCGCUGGGGGCCGGGCGCUCGGCGCGACCCCCGCGCGCGUGGUGGUGCACAGACCCGCAGAACAUGGCGCCGUGGACGUUCUGGCGCUGCUGUCAGCGCGGCGUGGGCUGGGUGCCGGUGCUCUUCAUCACCUUCGUGGUCGUCUGGUCCUACUACGCCUACGUGGUGGAGCUGUGCGUGUUUACUCUUUAUGAAAACGGAGAAUACGGAAAGGCCGUUGUUUACCUCGUGGCUUUCCAUCUGUUCUUUGUUAUGUUUGUAUGGUCCUAUUGGACGACAAUUUUCACGGCUCCCGCUUCCCCCUCCAAAGAGUUCUAUUUGCCCAAAUCUGACAAGGAACGGUAUGAAAAAGAAUUUAACCAAGAAAGACAACAAGAAAUUUUGAGAAGGGCAGCAAGGGACUUACCUAUCUACACUGCAUCAGCUACAAGGACGAUUCGAUAUUGUGAAAAAUGUCAGUUGAUCAAACCUGACCGAGCACACCACUGCUCAGCAUGUGACCGAUGUAUUCUUAAGAUGGAUCACCACUGUCCUUGGGUGAAUAACUGUGUAGGAUUUUCUAAUUACAAAUUCUUCCUGCUGUUUUUAUUUUAUUCCUUAUUAUAUUGCCUUUUUGUGGCUGCAACAGUUUUACAGUACUUUAUAAAAUUUUGGACGAAUGAACUUACACGUGCCAAGUUCCACAUCCUUUUUCUUUUCUUUGUGUCUACAAUGUUCUUCAUCAGUGUCCUGUCACUUUUCAGUUACCACUGCUGGCUGGUCGGAAAAAAUAGAACAACAAUAGAAUCAUUUCGUGCACCUACAUUUUCGUAUGGACCUGAUGGAAAUGGUUUUUCCCUUGGACACAGUAAAAACUGGAGACAAGUCUUUGGCGAUGAAAAGAAAUAUUGGUUGCUUCCAGUAUAUUCCAGUUUGGGUGAUGGUUGCAGUUUUCCAACUCGUCUUGUGGGGAUGGAUCCGGAACAAGCUACACACCAGAAUGAAUUUGCCAGAAGUAUUGGCUCAAAUCAACCCUUUCCUAUCAAACCACUUAGUGAAUCAAAAAAUCGGUUGUUGGACAGUGAAUCUCAGUGGAUGGAGAAUGGAUCUGAAGACUCUGUUGUCAGACCAGGGACAAAUAACCAUGUUACAGUGGCAAUAGAAAAUUGAGUACCACUUGUUCAUAACUAACCAUUUGAAUAAGAGCAAGGUUUAUAAGAACAUUAUGGAUUGAUAUUUUCAGUUUCAUUCACAAGAAAAUAAUCUGUGGGGUGAAACAACUGAAGUAUAAUAGAAGAUGUAUUUUUAAAAAAAAAAAGGAAGCCUUUGUGCAGAUUGCUGGACCCAUGGAGACUACUCCAGAGCAGGAAGAAUGCCUUAAUCUUAAUGCCUAUUUGUGCAACACUGAUUUGAAGCUACAAAAGUGACUUUAUUUUGGAAAUAACACUUGCCUGUUAUGAAAUGCUAUGAGUUAUCAAGUCACAUGUUAACAUGGCACAUGUAUUUUUUGAUACCAGGAUUGCAUUAUUAAAAUUGUUUCUUAGUAUUCAUACAAAUUUUCACUCCAGAAACACAAGCUAAAGUCUUGUCAGAAGUGAAGUGUUACCUAGUAGAAUGUCUGAAUGUGAAUAAUAAUAGGCCAUUAAGUGUUGCUUGUACUGUGUAUGGAAAGAAAAUAUUUGUUUUUUUAAUUGAAUGAUUGCUACUUUUUAAUUACUGUUUUCUACUUGUCAGCAUUUUUAAUAAAGUUUUGUAUUGUUGGCAAAAAUAACACUCAGAAGGUUUCAGAUAUAUAAAUAUAAUAAUUAAAGGCUUGGGACACUUUUGUAUAAUUCAUUGAAGUCCACAUUUUCAACACUAUUAUUUGAUAUGUUGCCCAAGACGAAACACAGCCAAUAUAAAAAAUAUUUUUGGUUCUCUCUGCUUUUAAAUAACUAUAUUAAACUUUUAUGAGUAAAUUUCUAUGAGCAAAGAAAGUCCUGGUACCUGUGCUAUGGAAAUCAGUUACAGUAGGAUUAUGUAGAAAUGGCCAGAAUAAAAGUAGAGAGAAAACAGGCUAUUGUGAGCUGUUAAAAAGUACUUUCAGCCCUGGGACAUAUGCAAUGGCAGAUCACAUAUCUUGCUUGAAUUUGGCACUCAGUUCAAUCCCUUGCCUCCCAAAAUAUUUUUUUCAGCUCUGAGGUGUGUAGAAUGUCAACUCAUGUUGAGUUUGCUUUCCAGUAUCAAUUUAGGUAUUGACUAAAAGUUACUUUGAAACUUAUAUAGUAAUAACUUUAAACAGUGACUUAAAACAUUUGAACAAGCGUAAGCUCCCCUAAGAAAUGGGUUUGAUCUUAAAUGCAAAAUGUUAAAUCGAUUUUUUUUCCUUUUGGUUUUUGGACCACGUCGGGUGGUACUCAGCAGUCAGCCCAUGUGAUGCCAGGAACAAAGGCGGGCCUCCUGCAUGCAGAGCAUGCACCCUAAACCACCAAGGACUCUUUGCUGCCUAGACAAGUUUCACCCUUUUCUCUUUGAAAUGCAGUAGGCAGCAGGAAUUAUUGCAUCCAUUCAUUCUAAAACAAAAUACAGAGAAGGCAGAAAUGUUACUCUGUACUGUGUUACUUGUUGUUUACCUAAAAAUAAAACUCUUGCUUCCAAUAGUAGAGAUAAAUCUAACCAGCAUAAGUUUCAAUAAUUAUAAUUUUCCAUGUAGUCGUCCCAGUUCAGUGGGAUAAGCUGUUACAAAUGAACUGUCUAGAUAACCUGUUACACUGUGUGAUUCCUCAUUUUUUUUCCACAGUAACCUUCUUCUUAAACUGGGGAGACAGAUGACUCAGGAAAGGGCUGAACAUGUGUUUUCCAUGCAGGAGCCCUUAGUUUGACUACCAGUCACCUCAUGGUCCCUCAGCCCCCAGCAACCCCUGAACACUAAGCCAGGAGUAGUCCCUAGAAUAAAGAACCUUGCUCUUCUGUCAUCUAGUAAAUAUUUUUGAAGCACCUCUGUACUAGGAAUACCUUUGAAUUUUGCAUGUAGCAUAAAUUUUUUAUCAGCCAUUCCAAGUGUGCAAUGUAACAUUUGUCUAAUUCCAUUGGUUAUUCUAAUUUUUAUUUUAUACAUAAGUAAGUAACUUUUCCCUUUUGAACCAAAAGAGUGAGCUAUCUUUGAAAAGAGGAAUUGGAAUACUAGAUUAUGGAUUCUUCACCUUUCACCUCUAUAGUCUUAACAAUCACAAAUCUAGAAAACUUCAGUGUGAGAGUUAAGCAGUAUCACUUAACCAGCCUUAAGAAGCACUUCAGUGCACAUUAUUACAAAGACACAGUGAGUACCGAAGCUUGGUUAAUCUCAGAAGUAUUCUACUCACUGUGAGCUUUCCUACUUAUGAUUAACAACUGAGGAGACAUCAUUUUUUCCUUUAAUUCAGGCAUUAUGUACAAUUAUGGCAUAUAAUCUUGUUCAGAUUUUAUAAUUUGUUAUAUAAUAGCAAAGUGAAUACCUUUCCAGAAACUUGUUAUUAAAGCCUUUUAGUUACUUUUUGUCUUUUAACCAACAUUUUGCCACAUUCUAAAGGUGAAUCUGGGUUUAUUCAUAUAUGUGAAUGAUCUUUUAGCAAAGUUGUACAAAUGGUAUGAGAAUCAGGGGAAGGCUACCUCUUUGGUAUUUGGUAUUGCUAAGUGCUAUCAGCUCUUUGAAGUGAAAAGGGCAAGAUGAAACCCUGUCAAAAUUUAUGAGAAUUCUCUUUAGUUCCUCAAACAUUUGGACAGUCAUGAUGAUAUGUGAGGGAAAUAAAUUUACUUGAAUAUUUAAUACCUAAGGCAUCUGACUAGUAUCACUAUGGCAAAGAGCAGCUGCAAUAUAGUAGUUAUUAAACAUGAAUAUGUUUACAAAGUUUAGUUUCAUCUUUAUAUAUGGAUGCUAUUUUAAAACCUUUUUACAGGGAACAGGGAUGCAACUUUGCUAGCGUGCUUACCUUGCAUGUGUGAGGCCCUGGGUUUGAUCCUCAGCACUGCAAAUAAAAUCUUUUUACAGUUAGUGCUUAUAAUCCAGUUACAUAAGCAACUUUAACUAUAGGACUGGUUUAAGUCAGAUAUGCAAUAUUUACUUGAAUUUAGUUUCUGUUGGAAAGCAGAUUUUGAUUGUUUACAAGAUUGUUUGAAAGUUGUCAGAUGUAAUUCCCAUUCACUAAUCUUUAAAGCAAAUGUAUUAAAGGGCUUAGUGUGGGUAUUUGCAUAUUUGGGAACUAAUGGGGCAGUGACUUAAAAAUAUGUUUCACCAACAUUUUGUUCUAGGACUAGUCUACUAUCAGUUAAAGUAUUUUUAAUGAGUCAAAUAAGAAAUUAUAAUAUUUUUGCAUGUAGCCAAAAUAAACAUUAUAUCUAAUAAUCUGGUACAGAUAAUAAUAUAAAUCUCAAAUCCAUGUUUAAUAUGAUCUGAAGUCUAUUUUCCAAUUUGAUUAAAAAAACGCAGUGUAGAUUCAGAAAGGUCCAUAUUUUUCUACUGACUUCUUUAUAUUAUUUCAUUGGGUUCAUAAAGCAAGGAAAUGUAUUUAUAUUAAAAGAUUAAGAAAGCUAUUAGUGAAGUUUGUUAUAUUUGUACAUGAUUGCAGAUGAGUCUAUGCAGAUGAGUUCAUUAAAAUAAAACGCAGAUACUGUU